AUGGCUGCAAUUUUUCUUAUUGGGCUCCUCCGAAAAAAAUGGACGGCAAUAGUCCUCCUCUUCCACCGGCUCUGGGGACGACUCUUAUCCUGGGGCCACCGCCAAGCUAGGACACCCGAACAGGUCCUAAGAGACUCUUUUCCAGAAGCGCGAGAGCGCCUGAAGAAGGCAAAGAAAGCCUUCAUAGAUGCGUUGGAUCCGGACGCGAUCUGCGCUUUGGCUUCACGCCACAACAAUGGGAAAGCAUGCCGUAUCGUUGGGCAAGACAACGGCAGCUUUAAUGCGUGUUUCUUUGUCGAGUUUGACCCCGAUACAGACUCGCAACACGACGUCAAUGCCGACGUAGUUCCACAAAAUAAUGUCGCAAAAUGGGUAGUUCGCGUGCCUAUUGAACCCGCUGUCCAUAAUCCUUGGGAUAAGAUACGUAGCGAAGUAAAUACUCUACACUUCAUCCCCGGCACGCCACUCAAGAUUGCUACAUUCCUGGAAAGUUCAACGGAAACACGUGCAGCCUUCUACUCCCAAAUCAUAGACGUUUUAGCAGAACUCUCACAACUAGAGUUUCCUGCCAUUUGCUCCUUGAUGCCAGAGGGAAGAUUUAUUGGGCCGUUGUCACCGUCCUUAAACGAACGUCGUGAGACUCUCCCUGUAUUCACCUCUGCCGCUGAGUAUAUGAAGGCUCAAUGGGAAAACAUCAAAAAGCAUGCCGAGAUUUUAGACGAAGACCUUACGGAGGAGGACAUUCGGGAUGAAAUGUUUGUUCUACAUCACCUUGAACCAUAUUUUCAUGAGCUUAGUCCCACAAAUCAUUCCGAAAAAGGACCAUUCGUCCUGUCUCAUCCUGAUUUCCGGUGCGGCAAUACUAUUGUCGAUGAGAACAUGAAUAUACAAGGAAUAAUUGACUGGGAGUUUGCUAGUACCAUUCCCAGAAGCCUGCUCUCUCCACCAUCCUGGAUAACCAACCACGAUGGGCAUAUACAUCUACAAUUUGCCAUGGACAAGUUAUACAAUCAGUUUGUUAGCGUGCUGGAAGAGAAAAGUAAACACAACAGCGUAUGCGCCCAGCUUCAAAAGGAAUGGUUCGAGGGGGUGGCUAACCGCACGUCAAACGCAUUCCGCAUAGCCUAUCUGGUUCGCUGGCCGGGGGAAAUUUCGCAUACUUUUCUAGACUUCUUCAGAAGUGAGAUCUUGGGGGAUGAGUCGCAAGCCAGGGAAAAAGAAACCGAAUUCUUCCAGCAGCGACCACAUCUUGUGGUCGAGACGCGACGACGCUUUGAGCGUAGUGACGAAUAUGCAAGAUAUUUGAAGGAUAAUGGACUAUACGAGGAAGACGAGAAUCAACUUGCUUUAAACAAACUUCAAUCGGAGUUGGACGCUAAGACAGACAGACUUGGUAUGGACCGAAUCAUUCUGCGAUAG
Messenger RNA from Metarhizium acridum CQMa 102, 1419 nucleotides. RefSeq lists its product as uncharacterized. The record is from RefSeq and is a predicted model, not a curated record. NCBI's taxonomy places the organism in Eukaryota, Fungi, Ascomycota, Sordariomycetes, Hypocreales, Clavicipitaceae.